This is a messenger RNA of Orbicella faveolata, 1520 nucleotides long. Its product is annotated as beta-1 adrenergic receptor-like. The record is from RefSeq and is a predicted model, not a curated record. Gene Ontology annotation, biological process: G protein-coupled receptor signaling pathway. Lineage: Eukaryota; Metazoa; Cnidaria; Anthozoa; Scleractinia; Merulinidae. Gene Ontology annotation, molecular function: G protein-coupled receptor activity. Gene Ontology annotation, cellular component: membrane.
UUCCGGUUUUUGGAGACCAAUAAUACUUAAAGUUAACGUUAAUACUUACAAGCAACUUCAAAAUGUGAUACAAUAGCAUGCAGAUGCAAAUACUAGUCGAUAAAAUAAUCAUAAAUUGAAUUUAUUUGAAACACAAACAAAUGAGCUCUCAAACUGUCCAAACGAACAGCUUCUCAUUUUUGGAGCAACUAGAGCAAGCGAAAAACGUUUUGAAUUAAUCCAGAAAACAUGAAUUACACCACAAUCAACACCACAUCAGCCAGUUGUGGUUCAGUCCCAUAUCUUCCUCUGCCGAUUGCCGAGAGACUUUCUCCCGAGCUUCACGCUGUGUUCAUCUUCAGAAUCGCCAUUAACGCUGUAAGCUGUCCUUUUGUCAUUUUGCUGAACAUCUUGGUGAUGGUGGCAGUGAAAACCAAUCGUCGACUUCGCACCAAAUCUAACGUAUCACUUGCCUGUUUAGCCACAACUGACCUUGUUGUGGGACUUGUUGUUCAACCUUUGCAAAUCAUUUACCAUAGCUUUAUGCUCAAAGGUGAGACUGACAUAAUUUGCAGCAGGGUGGACAAAAUAACAGUUGCUAUUACCUUAAGGUGUGUCAUAGCGUCGCUUAAUCAUUUCGUUGUAUUGAGUGCAGAACGUUAUCUGGCUAUAAAACACUCUUUCGCAUACGAAAACCUUGUUACUGGAGGUCGUAUCAUCGUAGCCUCUGGUCUGGUGUGGGUUGCCGCGAUCACCCCUCCGAUGGAAGACUUCUGGCCAGCGAACAUAAGAAAUGUCUCAAAAUUUGCAGUUCUUGUUACGCAGUUUAUCUUUCUUGCGUUACUCGUUUAUUUUAACAUUUCUGUAUACAGGGAGAUCCGCCGCAACGAAAAACAAAUUAUUGCUAAUCAAGUUUCUGUAGAAGUGAAGGAGAAGUUACUCAAGAAUAAGAAAGCUUUUUACUGCACAAUUAUUGUUCUGCUCACAAUUUUCCUGUGUUAUUUCCCGGCAAAUAUCAUUAUUGUGAUUUUGAUAUCCAUUACGAAAGACCGUGACAGCAUCACUAUUAAUGUAAAACAUAUCAUGUUUCAUUUUAUUACUUUAUUGCCCGUACUGAACUCGUUGUUUAAUCCACUGAUUUACGCUGUUAGAAUAAGAUCUUUCCACGUGGCUUUCAUUCAGUUGUUGUCGAAGAAAACUUUUGCACAAGCCGAGCAGCUGGAAAGGAAUGCUUUUGGACCCAAACAAAUUCAAGCUGUAGCCACUAUUGAACAAGGAGAAAACCGGGUUAGCUGAGAGGGUGAAGUGGAACAAGGAAAUGAGACAUUGAACCGAUAAUGGAAACUUAUGGAGACACAGUCAGAAGUGAAAUAUGAAGAAACUGUUCAGUAAAGCCGACUUCACAGUCAUUCUCAGUUAUCGGCGUAUUUCAUGUCGUAGACGUUACAAAAAUUUUGGGUAAAAACUCUUUUUUGAAGAUUAUCUGACCAUGUGAAAACUCAGACAAAAAAAUACAAAAAUCAUAUACCAGUUACUAUGAC